This is a messenger RNA of Quercus robur (English oak), 1639 nucleotides long. RefSeq names its product ALA-interacting subunit 3-like. The transcript has 8 exons. The coding region runs from base 291 to 1355 and encodes 354 amino acids. NCBI's taxonomy places the organism in Eukaryota, Viridiplantae, Streptophyta, Magnoliopsida, Fagales, Fagaceae. The record is from RefSeq and is a predicted model, not a curated record. Gene Ontology annotation, cellular component: endoplasmic reticulum; Golgi apparatus; plasma membrane.
UGUGUCCGGCCUCUAUAGGGAUAGAGAAAAAUACAGUCUUUUUUGAUCCCCUGAAAAGUCAAAACGUUUACAAAACAAAGCAACAAAUACCCAGUUCAAAACAACAACAACAACAACAACAAAAUUGCCCAAUACCCUUUUGCUCUCUCUUUCUGAAAUUCCAAGGCUUCGAUUUUUAAUCAAAUUCACUCUGAGGGUUGGUGGGUUUGUUUUUGUUUUUUUUUUUAUUUGACGGAAACAGAGUAGGAAAAAAAAGCAGUGUCUUUUUUAUUUUGUUUAUCUUUUCGUCUAUGAUGAGUUCCAAUACGGCGUCGUCUAGCGCAGGAGUCGCUGGAUCGGCUGAUUCUGCAGCUCCCAGAAGAAAUUCCAAGAAACCCAAAUAUUCUAGGUUUACUCAGCAAGAACUUCCAGCAUGCAAACCAAUUCUCACACCAAGAUGGGUGAUUUCAGCAUUCUUGCUUGUUAGUGUUGUCUUUAUUCCCAUUGGAGUUGCUUCCUUGUUUGCUUCCAGAGAUGUUGUUGAAAUUGUUGACCGGUAUGAAACCGAAUGCAUACCGCUGGAGAAAAGAAAUGAUACGGUCAAUUACAUACAGACCCCUGGAGAUAAACCAUGCAACCGAACUAUAACAGUACCAAAGCAAAUGAAGCAGCCUAUAUAUGUGUACUAUCAGCUUGACAAUUUCUACCAGAAUCAUCGCAGGUAUGUGAAGAGCCGUAGUGAUGCGCAGUUGAGAAAGAACUCAAGUGCUUCUGACACAAGCACUUGCAAGCCUGAAGAUACAGUCAAUGGGAAUGCAUCACUACCAAUUGUUCCUUGUGGUCUUAUAGCUUGGAGUUUGUUUAAUGAUACCUAUAGCUUCUCCCGCAACAACUCAACAUUAACUGUGAACAAGAAAGGUAUUUCAUGGAAGAGUGAUAGGGACCACAAGUUUGGCAGCAAAGUCUAUCCUACGAACUUUCAAGCAAAUGGAACUCUUAUAGGUGGUGCAUCGCUCAAUUCCAGCAUACCAUUGAGUGAGCAGGAGGACCUCAUUGUAUGGAUGCGAACUGCUGCUCUGCCAACCUUUAGAAAGUUGUAUGGGAAAAUAGAGGUGGAUCUCGAGCCAAAUGAUGUCAUUAGUGUCACAUUGCAGAACAACUAUAAUACUUACAGUUUUAAAGGCAAGAAAAAGCUUGUGCUUUCGACCACUAGCUGGCUUGGCGGAAAGAAUGACUUUCUUGGCAUUGCUUAUCUCACCGUUGGCGGGCUGUGCUUCUUUUUGGCUUUGGUUUUCACUCUAGUAUAUCUUGUUAAGCCAAGGAGACUUGGAGAUCCUUCUUACUUGUCAUGGAACAGAAAUCCAGGAGGGCGUUAAGAAAGUUUCUGGACCUAUUAUGAUGGCUUAUCUUGAGCUAAUCAUGGUGGAUAAUUUACAUGAUGUAAUUUUAUGCUUACUUCACCCUUGUGUGAGUUGUACCGAUAUGUUGAUAUAUGCUCUCAGUAGAUGCAACAUAUUUUGAACAAGCUGUACCUUAGGAUACAAUUGUAUUUCAUAUUAAUUUUUUUAAUUUGUUUUUAUGUGCCUAUAUGGUUCUGAGUGCAUCUUUGUGCAAAAUUCUUUUUAAAUUUAUAUUUAAAAAAGAAGUUAAAUUCGUAUUC